GUUUUGGAGUGCGCUUUCCGUUGCCCCGUUCAGAUCACGACUGCAGUCCGGGACAUUCACACAGCCGAAAUGGCGAGCGGUAUGACUGCUACAUGUUUGGAGUUUGUGUUUAGGCACAACCCACUCGUACGUGCCACUCAUCAGGGCCCGGCGACAGGACACAGAGGGGCGCUGGGACUCAUUUUUAUGCGCAAAACGGCUCAGAUUGACUCGUCAUGGUCGAAGAGACAAGGGGCUACGUGUUCACACGCAUGCCAAAGGAAGCAGAGUCCGAUUAUCAGGUCAGCUGAUUAGUGAAGACCACAAGAGGCAACGCCUCUGAUUAUUAACCCAUCACACAGUCCCAGCGGCCCCAUUAAAGUCUUUUGGAAAGAGGCUGGAACGCAAGCCGUCGGCAUAUGCGUAAUGCGCCUCAUUUGCUCUUGCUCCUGUAAUUCACAAACCCCGAAAUCGUGCGUGGUUGAAAUGUGAUGACGUGUGUCAAGGAAGAGAAAACGGGCGUAUUUUAAGUGCCUUCAGUUACAAACACCGGGGAAGCUCAUGGUGCACGGGACUAGCUAAAAGCGAUGGAAAACUUCUCAGACGCUGCAAAAUCCGAUUGCGAGAGCUUGCUGCACCGAUUCCAGCGGACCGACUCCGUACGCUAUGAGGAGUUCUCGGCGAUAUGGAGGGACAUGAAAUUCUCCACUGUAUUUUACGGUAAAAUGGCAGCGAACGAGAAGAGGUUUUUCAGCCGCGAGAUCCUGGCCAUUGCCUCGCAUUAUUUCCUCCCUCCAUACAGCUUCCAGAUCCGAGUGGGCAGCCUGUACCUGCUGUAUGGGCUCUACAACACGCAGCUGUGCAGUCCCAAGGAGAAGAUACGGAUUGCACUGAAGGACUGGGACGAGGUGCUGAGGUUUCAGGAGGACGUCACUAGUGCCCAGCACUACGAUGCAGCCUACAUCAUGAGGAGACUGUUUUUAGACAAAGCGUUUUACUUCUGUGCUAUGCCGGAGAUGUUGUGUUACAGAAUGGGUAAGAGACAGCACAAGCACCCCAUCUGUGAGGAGUUCAGGGACAGACCAGCCCGAGUGAAAGACCUCGUUAAUUUGGAAACGCUGGAGGAGGUCCUGAACGUUCACGAACACUACCAUAAAAUGAAGUGUGCGAUCUCAGCCAGUGCCAGCCAGCCCGACAGUUCUUUGAGCCUCAUCCAGCAGGACCUGGUGCCUCAGCUGAAGGACGUUGUUCUGGACUUCCACAACUGGCAGGAGAAGAGGACGAAGCGGGUGAAGCAGUCUGUGAAGACCAACUCGGAAGAGGACAACGAUGCAGAUGCAGGACAAGGAAGCUCACAGCAGGAUGAGUCUUCCAGGAGAGCACAGCUGCUGGCGAGCAUCAAAUCCAAAUCCUAUGGGCAGUUAGUAGAGGUGUCCAAGUCCAGGAGGCACCGCCAGACCGAGAUGGAGUCGUCGGGCUCAGGCAGUGACCAGGGCUCGGCACAGGCUGGCUGUGGGGGCAGGAAGAGGAAGACCCCCCCCUCGCUGAAGGCCAGGAUCGCCAAGGAGGUCUGCAGCAAAGUGGAGCUGAAGGAGGAGGCGACCCCUUUAAGCACCCCGUGGCGUCUCAGCAUCAUCACGGAGAAGGACGAGGAGCUGGAGAAAGUUAAACCACCAACAAAAAGGAGGAAGUUUAAAUGGUGAAGAACGGGACAAGGCGUGAUCCGAGGUGACGGAAGAAGAGCUGGUGAUCCCGGGACUCUGCACUCCUCUGUACCGCAGGAGGGUUUAGGAAAAGGCAGAUCCCAGGUCUGGACUGAGUGUGAAAAGACCUGGUGUGUUGAACACUUUGGUUUGUCAGUAACGAGGAGCUUGUUCUCCAAAGGCAGUUUUGCCACAGUUUUAGCAACACACAACAAAGUGUUGUUUUUUUUUUUGUAACUCAACACACAUUUGCAGGGGAGAGAUUUGAUUUGAGAUUGUGACGUUUAAGGAUGGUCUUGCAGACCUUCGAAGCUGAACCAUGGGGAAUUGAAAUGGGGACUGUGUGAAAAUGGAGAGAGAGAGUUCUUUUGAGGUUACAAACGUUACAUUAAAGUCUGAAGUUGUUUCUUCAA
Molecule: messenger RNA, 2095 nt
Organism: Lepisosteus oculatus (spotted gar)
Lineage: Eukaryota; Metazoa; Chordata; Actinopteri; Semionotiformes; Lepisosteidae
Product: snRNA-activating protein complex subunit 1
Biological process (GO): snRNA transcription by RNA polymerase III; snRNA transcription by RNA polymerase II
Cellular component (GO): snRNA-activating protein complex
Molecular function (GO): sequence-specific DNA binding
Source: RefSeq, a predicted model, not a curated record